AUGGCAGCCUCAGAUGCAGCUUCGGUCGAUAAGGCGGAUAUCCAUCCGUCCGUGGACAUAGACUCUCUCGAGAUUGAAUUCGAGAAGUCUCUCCAGUACACUGAGGUUGAGCACGGGCUGACAUUCUGGGCGGCUAUCAAACUUCACUAUCCUGCCGUACUAUGGUGCCUCUUCAUCAACUUAGCUACUGUCCUCAAAGGAAUGGAUGGCGGCAUUGUUGGCAGUCUCGUCGGCAUUGGUACAUUCAAAGAACAAUACGGUUACCUCUAUAAUGGAACAUAUGUCGUGGAAGCCCAUUGGCUCAGUGCUUUCAAUUAUGCUAACAAGCUUGGUGCGAUGGUUGGUGCUUUCACCGCCGGAUUCGCAUACGACCGUCUCGGCCCUCGACUCAUGCUGGCUAUCUGUUCGACAGGUUCAGUGGCUUUUAUAUUCAUUCAGUUCUUCAGCUCCACUCCGGCACAGCUGUUCGUUGGUCAACUCUUGAAUGGCUGCCUCAUCGCCUUCUACCCCAUCUGUGCCUCAGCAUAUGUUGGCGAAGUUUGUCCUCUCGCACUUCGAGGUUUUGCCGCGAGCAUGACUAAUCUGGCGUUCGUCAUCGGCCAAUUCAUAGCUUCAGGAAUUCUGAAAGGAACAAGUGAUAUGGAUAGCAAGUUUGCUUAUAAGAUACCGAUUGCUACACAAUGGGCGUUGCCGGCACUGAUGUUGUUAUUCAUAUUCUUCUGCCCGGAUCCUCCAUUCUGGCUAUGCAAAAAGAAGCGCUAUGAUGCAGCUGAGAAGUCUAUUCGAAGACUCGCAACGCCUUCUAUUGACCCCAGUCUCAAGCUCGCGUUCGUUAAAGAAACAUUACGCCUGGAGGAGGCUUUCAAGGGGGACAACGCCCCAACUCUCUUCGACUGUUUCAAGGGUCCUAACCUUCGCCGUUUGAUUAUAUGUAUUAUGGCGUAUGAUAUCCAAGCCUUCACUGGUAACAUCCUCUUCAUCGACUACGCCGUAUACUUCUUUGAGUUGGCCGGAUUAGACUCUUCAGAUGCCUUCAGCAUGAAUCUCGGCUUGACAGCAAUCGGCUUUGUUGGAACCUGCUUGUCGUGGUGGGUCAUGACAUUCGUCGGCCGUCGUGCCGCCUAUGUCUGGGGCUGCGCGGCUCUGUCGGCGUUUUGCUUUAUCAUUGCCACGCUUGACUUCGCACCGCAGACUAGUGGUCACGCUGCCACUUGGGUCCAGUGUUCGCUCAUGCUGGUCUGCAAUUUCGUCUACGACGUCACUAUCGGCCCGUACUGUUUCGUGCUUCUAGCUGAAGUGUCUUCCGCUAAGCUCCGUGGCAUGACAAUUGCCCUUGCGACUGUCACUUGUCACAUUGUAUCGAUAGUCUUUGCCGUGGCAAUUCCGUACGCCAUGAAUGAGGAUGAAGGAAACUGGCGGGGCAAAAUUGGAUUCCUGUUUGCAGGUCUUGGAGUCCUGUGCACUCUAUACUGCUUCUUCUGUAUGCCGGAGACGAAGGGGAGGACUUUUGAAGAGCUCGACGUCAUGUUCGAGCGCAAAGUGCCAAGCCGUAAGUUCAAGGCCUAUGAGAUCAAUGGUGCGAUUGCUGCUCAGGAGGAACUGCACCAUUUAUAA
Phaeoacremonium minimum UCRPA7 is the source of this 1614-nucleotide messenger RNA. RefSeq names its product putative mfs alpha-glucoside protein. Gene Ontology annotation, molecular function: carbohydrate:proton symporter activity. The transcript has 2 exons. Gene Ontology annotation, cellular component: membrane. Lineage: Eukaryota; Fungi; Ascomycota; Sordariomycetes; Togniniales; Togniniaceae. The record is from RefSeq and is a predicted model, not a curated record. Gene Ontology annotation, biological process: transmembrane transport; carbohydrate transport. The coding region runs from base 1 to 1614 and encodes 537 amino acids.